Messenger RNA from Coregonus clupeaformis (lake whitefish), 3606 nucleotides. RefSeq names its product protein cordon-bleu-like. Lineage: Eukaryota; Metazoa; Chordata; Actinopteri; Salmoniformes; Salmonidae. Gene Ontology annotation, molecular function: actin monomer binding. The transcript is spliced from 10 exons. The coding region runs from base 125 to 2668 and encodes 847 amino acids. The record is from RefSeq and is a predicted model, not a curated record.
GACACUUUGUACGCGUACACCAAAACGUUAAACAAUACCGCACAAGUGUUUGUGUUCGUCGACGCUGGUGCGUGAAUAUUAAGGUCUCCCUUAUUUGACGAACGUGUACAGAAUAUCCGUUUCAAUGUUGUCUCGAGAUUCACCUGAGAUUCAGUCAAGUCCCAGACUCUGGUCGCGUCUAGACCCCUGGGGAGGCUCCAUGGAGGAGAAGGAGGAGAACCCGCUGGAGAGGGAGCAUACUCUAGCAGUGGUUCUACCAGGAGGCCUGGAGAAAACAGCCACGGUACAUGGGAGUAAACCUGUGAUGGACCUACUGGUCACACUCUGUGCCCAGUACCACCUGAAUCCAUCUGACUUCACCAUAGAACUCCAGUCAGCCAAUAGAAACAACAUCUCCUUCAAACCCAGCUCUCUCAUUGGAGCCAUGGAGGCUCACAGGAUCCUACUGAAACCUAAAGGGGGAGAGGAGAAGAUAAGGAGGCCAUACGUGCCAGAGGCCACUGUACGUCUGCUGAUCAACUACAAGAAGAACCAUAAGGCCGUUGUGAGGGUCAACCCUAGAGUCCCGCUGGAGCAGCUCGUGCCUGCGGUGUGUGAGAAGUGUGAGUUUGACCUGGAGUCCACCAUCUUACUGAGAGACAACAGCUCUGAAGAACCUUUAGACCUGACCAGGUCCCUCAAUGACUAUGGAUUGAGGGAACUGUACGCAAAGGACACGGCAGCUGUCAGUCCUGCUGUCAGUCCUGAAGUGGUUAUCACACUACCUCUCCCCGAAGAAGCACCUGUUGGAAAUACACCAUGUAAAGAGAAGAACCGGAAUGAAAAAGAGAACAGGGGAUUGUUCGGCUUAUUCAGGAGAAUUAAGAAGAAACCGGAAAAGGGUCUCUCAGUGAGUGCCCCGGCCUCGCGUGGUCUGAAAAACCAGCAGGUGGCCAGCGUCAGCAUGAACACCCUGGUUGUCCACUCCUCCAACACCCUGCCCAUGGACAACGCCAAGAAGAGACGGGCACCAAUGCCUCCCAUGGCAGGCUCCCAAAGCGUCCCAGCCAACCUCAACGUCCAGCCGUUGACCUCUAGGAAGAAGAGGAGAGCCCCCCCGCCACCCCCCUGUGCCCCCCCACUACCAUCCUCCUGUGUUAACACGCACAACGGACCACCCCAGGACCCUGAGAUCAAAGUUUCUGUCUUUACAGGGAAUGGAGUGUCACUUUACACACUGGAGGAGGAGAUUGUAGAGUGUGAGGAGGACCUGGACUCCCCAUCCUCUUCCCCAAACAUCUCCAGCCCUUUGACUCAGCCUCGAGUGCCCCCCACUCCCCCUUCUACCCCCUCCACUACCUCUCGUCCCUCUAGCACCUUUCCACCCUCCAAUCCCUACCAUCCCUCUCCUCUCUGCCCUCCCUCCCCUCCCUCCAUAGGGGAGAUGUUAACCUCUUUCCGGCUUUGUCAAACCCGGGCCAAGCUCAAGCAUCCUUCGUUCCCAACCCCAAGACCUGUCAACUCCACCAAUGGAGGCUCACCUGGGUCCUUGACACAGUCUGGUGGAAGUCAGGAACUCCGUCCCCUCUCUUUGCUCCAACUGAAGACAAAGGCCUGUGGUGAGGCUUGGAGGAGUCCCGGUCUGAGGGAGGGGAUGACCACCUUUACCGUGGUGCCCCGAGGGCAGUCCCUGAGGGGGCAGAGGGACUUGGAGGUGGACCUGACCCUGUUGAAGACCCAGGCCUCAGACCCAGCCCAAACUAUUAAUGAACACUCCAAUGGUGUUGCUGAACCUGGGUUGGAGCUCCACCAGACAAUGAAGGAAACACCUGUAUCGCUGGAGAAGUCAGAGGUUGAGGGAUCCACCCCAUUGCCUGAUAUGGAUUCUAAACGUUCUCCUCCAGGGUUUCCAGAAGGUUUUACUGACUGUGUCAUCAGUCCUCCAACCGUGUCUAAUCCUAGCGAGCUUUACCAGACCGCACCAAAUUCACCAGUGGUAGACCCACAGGAGAGUCCAGAGAUAGAAGCCCAGGAGGAGUCUGCAUCACCCACAGAUAGUCUAGACUCAGAGGUAGCAGUCCAAGAGGAGUCGGAAUCACUCUCAGAGAUACCCAACCCAUAUGCAGCUGACCUGUUGGCCCACACCAAUGGAAUACCUGGAGAUGAGGUGACCUCAACUCCUGAACUACUAGAGAGCAGGGGAUCGUUCUGGAAGCCCAGGCCGGUGAUAGAUGAGGCAGAAGAGGACCGUUUCUGUUUCCCUCCUCCCCCUCCCCCUGUGUGCUAUGAUAAGGAGGUGGAGGUGACAGAGCCGACCCAGUUACGAGUGAGGCCUCCUGGGGGAAGAACUCUCCGCCCUCCCUCUUUUCCUCCACCUUCUCUUCCUAUACUGAGUCGUACCUUCUGUGAACCAGCAGAGGGAGACAAUCAGACCAACGCCCCUUCUUCACCCAAACCGAACAUGAUUCAUUUGACUUCACCCAAACCAUACGUGCCUCCCACUGCAGCCAAAACCCUGGCCAGGAAAACCGCCAUCCCCUCCUGCUUUGCCCAGGCUGUGGCUCUAGCCGUCCGUAAGUCCCAGUCCUCCUGUCCCCGGAGGCCAGCACCAGACCUGCUUCCCCCCCGUUCGUCCCUCUCCGGCUCCUCACCCUCCUCUGCCUUACCGCUAACCAACGCGGGGCCAUAAUGGCUUCAUAGUAAAUCUGUGAAUGGAAGUUCCUGUUUAGGGUGAGGCAACUGCAGUGAAGUAGAGCCGGCCACCACAUAGUCACAUGACCUCCAAAUGGACCCCACUUAGAGGUUGAUUGACAAAUUCCAAAGAAGCCCCUGUUUUGCACUGGGAGUCAGCACGUUAUAAAAACAACGAUUAUCCAAGACUUCAUCCAAGAGUUUGGUUAGUGUACAGGUAAUUUUAUGUUCACUGAAUGUAUGUUUUUGUAUUAUGCUACCUGAAUUAAUUGGAGGCACUGCUGCCUUUUCUUAUGUUAAGAUAUUUGACUUUUAUGUGAAAGAUGUAUUUCUUAUUUGACCUUGGUAGUACAGUAUUUAUGGGAUCUACAUUUUUGUACUUGGGGUUUCCUGUUUCCUCAUUCGUGUUGAAAUGUGCCAAAACUGAGAUUAAAAAAUAUCAUUCUCUUUUUGUUUGUCAAGGACUGAACUCUGAAAUAAGACAACUUAAAAUGCGCAUUUUUAUUUUGUUACGAAUCAUUCUGUACUUAUCACACCUUUCUGAGUGAAUAAUUCUAUAUAUAUAUUUCAUGUAUCAUUACUAUAAAUAUAUAAAUAAAGGAUAAUCAACUAAAGUGUGUUGCUUUCUUUUGCCACUGGAGGGCAGGAGCACACUUCACAAAUAACUAAUGUACAGAACCACUGAGUGUUUUGUGAUCCACACUUGAUAAAUUAUUAGCAUUGAAAUAUCCAGAUAUUUAAGAAGAGCAUCAAUUAUCAUAAAUCUGCUUUGUCUUUACUGGUUAUACUUUUUUAAAUGCAUUAGUAUGUUUUAUUUCAUUCCUUCUUGAAAUAGCUUACCCAUUACUGAGUUAUGGUUGGUAUUUUACAAGGAUAUUCUGCAGGGUGCCAUGUUUAGAACAUUGCAGGAAGAUAUGUAAUAUUAAAUGUACAUGA